UUCUCAACAACAUUUUGGUUACUUGUUAGGUCUACUUCUUAGACUUUAUAUUGGAUAUACAAUGUAAUAUUUCCAUUAAAAAUACUAUGCUAGCAAAAUAUUUUGUUCUUUGAUUAUGUGAAAAUUUUGAAGAUCAAAGCCUGAAUCAGUUUUCAAAGUGAGCAUAUUGGAUAAUGUUGAGCAAGUAUCAAUACUCCACCAGUAAAAUGGGCAUAUGGACUCAUUUUAGGUAGUUGUGAGAAUAUCAGUCAAGCAUUUUGCCCAAAUCCUUCUAUCUUAGCAAUGACUAUAAUAAGCAAUACCAAUAAAUAACAGCUGGGACAAGAGGAAUAUAAAAAUGAAUCAGUGAAUGAUUCAGUGCGUCAUUCUAUUCGUGGUUAUUCUUGUAAAUACUGCAGGAUGAAUCUUCCUUUAAUUUAUAUAGAAUAAUACAUUGUUUUAAGGAUACCAUUUGUUUUUUCAUGUAAUUCUGGGCAUACUGUAUUUAAUAAUAGUAAGCUGCAUUGUGAACAAUAUAGUAUAGAAUCAAUAUGAGAUUGAGUAGUUUGGUAUUAUUAAUAUUCUAUAGUUACAAUGUAAUUUCUUCAUGCAGAGUAAAAAACUUUAGCAACACGAUGAGAUGAUUUUUCACCCAUUGGAUUGCAGAUAUUUUAACUGGGUUUUAAAAAAAACGAAAUUAUUUAAUACUUGGGGCUUGUGAGUAUCUAAGAAUUUGGAAUCAAUCCUAUCCUUGUAUAAAAAUCCUUUCCUCAGUUUUCCUCUUACAAGUGGGGACAAUACUGCCAUCUCUCUGAGACAGCUGGACUUCCUGCUUUGGAGAGAUGCUACAGGUUCUUAGAGUUGUUUCUUAAAUAUUUUGUGGGGAACUGCAAACAAUUUACAAAUGAAAUAAUGAUGAACAGGCUAGAGUGCCAUUAAUAUUAAAUCUAUUAAUGUCUUGAAUUAUGACUUUCCAGUGUGAGGGAUUAAUGAUGAGUCUGAAGUAAAAUGUACCUCGCUUCUGAAGAGAAGAGAAGCAAUCAGAUGUGAAUAUUUAAAAAAAUAUUUUAGCUUAGUUCCAUUUCAAAAGUUCACAUCUUACCUUUCUUAUUAGCAUUUUCUUAAGCAUAAUGUAAAUUAACACAGUUGUGAAUAAUUAUAUUUUUGGAUCUCUAAUUAUAAAUGUAGUUGACCAAGUUUGCUUUGAAUAAAUAUGGAUCAGAACCAGGGACAGUUCUCAAAGACUUAACGUGUCUUUUUGCCUUGGAUACCCUGUGAAGGAGAACUUGCAUCCCACAUUAUUGUUAACAAAACAAACAUUCUGAUCUUAGAGAGGUUCAUAUGUUGGUUGGGCUCUUCAAGAUAUGUGAAUUCACAAUGACAAUGAAGUCAAAUCACAAUGUAAUGUAAUGUUUAAUCUGUGAUGGAAAUAUGUACAUUGGCUAUAGUAGGUGCUGAACCUCUACAACAGUGCAAUACAAGUAUAUAUGCAAAACUCUCUCUGUAUAUCUCAAACCUCAUACAAAAAUCUGAUAUUUGGAAUGUUUGGCAACUGAAAUAAUGUUCCAUUUUUAACCAAGGUGCAAUACCAUCCUACAAGCAUACAAUGCCAUCUUUGGAACUCAAAAUAUUCCCACUUUGCCAGCUAAAUCAAGGCGGGCACACAUUAUUAUUAAGUCUAAUGUGACAUAUUAGGAUCUUUGGAUAUGUUCUACAGAAAGAAUACAACACCUAGAGUUGGGGUGGAUGGGUAAAAAUGUUAAAUGAUUUUUUUUUGCUAUAUGGACAAUAGACCAGACUGAAAAAUAUUUUUCCAUUCCAGAUCUAGAUAAAAUGUAAAGCUCUAAGUAACUCUGAAGAAAUUUUAUAAAGUGUGAGAAGAGGAAUAGGAUGGACAAAGAGGAAAUGGAAGCUGCACCAGUGAAAGAUAUCUGGAGGAAAACUUGCACAGAGUGAUGGGCAGUGCUGGCCAAGGUCUGGUUGCUCUGCCUCACAGUCGGGUCACCUUUCAGGAUCCUGUACUCUUUUCUGGCCUGGAGAAGCUCCCUCUUGCUCGAGAUCCUGACAGCCCAAGCUGGCGGCCCCUUGACAGCCCAAGCCCCCCUGCUACACCUGAGCAAAUCCUUCCCACCUAUUGCCUGCAGUAUUUUAAUAUGCUGUACCCAGAUGACAGCAAUUGGGUCCCAAAGAGUUUGGGUGAAACUCAACAACACAACAACCAAGGAAGCAGGACGGAAGUGCAUAAGGAACCUGAGCAGUGUCCCAUCAUUGACAGUCAAGGAUUGAGCCUCACCUCUGAGAUGGAUUAUCAGGCCAGUCUUCACCUUGAGGAGCACUCUCUGGAACAGGUGCAAACAAUGGUAGUGGGUGAAGUGCUCAAGGACAUUGAAACAGCUUGUAAGCUGCUCAACAUUGCCGCAGACCCUGCAGACUGGAGUCCAGGAAAUGUUCAGAAGUGGAUCUUAUGGACAGAACACCAAUAUCGAUUGCCCCAGAUUGGAAAAUCAUUCCAAGACUUGUCUGGGAAGGAGCUAUGUGACAUGACUGAAGAAGCGUUCCGUCAACGUUCUCCAUCAUGUGGUGAUGUUUUACAUGCUCAUCUGGACAUUUGGAAGUCAGCUGCCUGGAUGAAAGAAAAAACUGCUCCCGGGGAGCUGCAUUACUGUGGGAAUGAUGAGAACUGGACAGACAGCGAGGUAGAUUCAUCCUGCUCAGGCCAGCCCAUUCACCUAUGGCAGUUUUUGAAAGAGCUUCUGCUGAAGCCUCAUAACUAUGGUCGCUUCAUUCGUUGGCUCAAUAAGGAAAAAGGUAUAUUUAAGAUUGAAGAUUCUGCCCAGGUGGCUCGGCUAUGGGGAAUCCGGAAGAACCGGCCUGCCAUGAACUACGACAAGCUGAGCCGCUCAAUUCGGCAGUAUUAUAAGAAAGGGAUCAUCAGGAAACCAGAUAUCUCACAAAGGCUGGUCUACCAAUUUGUACACCCUGUCUGAAAAGCAGAGCAAAGAGAACAAAUUCAGAGUAACUGAUUCCUUUCUGGGCUGGAGGACUUCUGGGAACAGCAUCCUUUAUCCUCUGCAAUGUUGAUGGAGCUAAAAGCAACUAUUGACAAAGACAGUUGGAUCUGGCUGGUGAACUGUAGAGAUUCCUGUGUCUGGGAAACAGGAAACAAAUAAAUUGUGUCUGGGAAACAGGAAGCAAAUAAACAUUUACUGUUUAAGUAAAAUGGCAAAAAGGAAAUGAACAGGGCCAUUCAGAUCUCAUUCUAGGCUUUGUGGUUUUGUAGGGGUUUUUUUACUUUAAAAGAAAAAAUAAUCUAAAUAUUUCCAACUACAUGGUAUGGGAAUCCAAAGAAAGUAGGAAUUUGAUGGAAAAGGAAAGAGAAUACUGAUGCUAUAGAGACUUUUCCAUUCUAAUAAUUGGAAGACUAUUUGAGAUCAAAGGAGCAACGUAACAUUGUUUGCAACUUUGUAAAUUAACAGUGGGCAAUUAUAAUAUUGCGUAGCAGUCUUCUGACCUAGCUUAAAAUUCCUAUGCUCUCUAACCUUUCUUUUCUUUCUGGGUAACAAGCAGAAAGCUCAACAGCCCAUUUCUCUGAUAGCAAACAAGCUUGGGGGCUAUACUUUAAAUGACUUUCUAGUCUGCUUUUUUCCUCCUGUUCUUAGCACAACAGCCAGGCUUUGAUAUUUCAAGUUUGAUGUUGGAAAAAAACUAAGAAUCAUGAUUUGGAAUUCAGAAUAAUGGUGCAUCAAUGGUUUAGAAUCAGGCUGGCCCGGUAUAUUGGUUUUCUGUUUAUGUGUUAGAGGAAUGCAAAAUUGUAGUUUAAUUCAAAGGAGCAGACCAGAAAGUCUGUCCAGGUUUAAUAUUAAUGAACUUGAUUAGUUUUCCAUAUAUGCAGUGAAUGAAAGUAGUUACUGUUUCGGGUAUUGUUAACAGAAGGACAGAGUCACCCAUUCUCAGUGUGUGAACAAACCUUUCUUGAGGGGAAAAAACAAUAGGAUUGUGCAAAGCAGCCUCCUGCUGGAGCUCAGGCUGACCCCAAAACAAGAACAAUUUGGCACCUGCCUGCCUGAGGAGGCCAACUAGCUGAGCAUCUGGGAAACAGUGAAGAAAACACACAGUCUCCACCCCCCAAGGCAGCCUGAACAUGGUCCUGGCAACGAUACAGGUUGUUCUGGUGUAUGGGCUGCACCUGGAGACUUGUGCUGAUCCCUGGAGUAGGAUAAUUAUCCCAAAUCAGGUAAAUUCUCUUGGAGACAUUUCCUGAAAUUAUGCUGCAACUUCUGGUACUGCAGCAGUUACAUUGAGAAUUACAAGUUAUGGCCCAAUCGUGUGCCUUUAUGAAAUCAGCAAAGCAGAUUUUGGCUAAUGAUCAAAAGCAAAGUCAUUGUGACUGUCAUUUUGUCUUACACUGCCACUGAAAAUUAAGAGAGAAUCUGAAAUGUAUGCUCAAGUAGAGGUUGUCUGGGCUAUCAAAAUUAAAAGAGAGUGGGUGCUAAACCGUGUGAAACUGACACAAUAUUUAGGAGGUAAAGGAAUUAUGGCCAAAACUUCAAGGAAACCUCUACCAUUACUCAUAUGUGCUUUCAGAAAAAGUUGACAUAUUAUUCUUUUACAACCCCCCCCCCUUCAUGCUCCUAUACAUACUACCACAUUGAUUAUGGCAUAAACUUGUUAAACAUGGAAGUUCCUUAAGACUUCAGUAUUUGACUUAAGGUAAGAUUAACUCUCCAGGCUAAAUUUAAUUCCUGGCAACUUCAUCGACAUGUCUGUACAUUUUUAUUGGAAACAAUUUAGAAGAGAUUUGCCUUUGGCUAGAUGAUGAUGAUGAUGACGACAACAACAAUGGAAUGGAAAAAGGCAAUCUAGCUUACAACUCUAGUGUUUCCUGAUCUCUUAUACAAGUAUUAACCAGGUUUUACUUACCAAGUACCUUGUAACCUUUCUUACAUUUUCAAAAUUAACCAAUGUUGGCUAGGUGCUGCCACCAAGAGGAAUACUGACCAUGCACAGCAUACAAAAUUUUAGAUUUAUUGAGCAUGUUGCAGGAUGUAAGUAUAUAGAAUGAGCAAUAUUUUUAACAUUAUUAAAAUGAACAUUCUUUGGAAUUAAAAUAAGUCCUUUCUUA
Crotalus tigris (Tiger rattlesnake) is the source of this 5101-nucleotide messenger RNA. It is a transcript of the gene SPDEF, whose product is annotated as SAM pointed domain containing ETS transcription factor. Gene Ontology annotation, molecular function: DNA-binding transcription factor activity, RNA polymerase II-specific; sequence-specific DNA binding. Gene Ontology annotation, cellular component: nucleus. Lineage: Eukaryota; Metazoa; Chordata; Lepidosauria; Squamata; Viperidae. Gene Ontology annotation, biological process: regulation of transcription by RNA polymerase II; cell differentiation. Bases 1935 to 2966 code for a protein of 343 amino acids. The record is from RefSeq and is a predicted model, not a curated record. The transcript has 6 exons.